CAUGGGCGGCCGUGGCUCCCCGCUGUGCACAGCACCACCCGCGGUGGCGGAGGGCGGCCCGGCCCGCGAGCCGCUGCCGCUGUUGGAAGUGUCUCCCCGCAAGAGGCUGCCCAACGGGCCCGAGCAGGACCCAUGCGGCAGCCGCCCUGCACCCGAGGGCGCGGGUGCGGGCGCAGAGCAGGGCCACUCGGCCGGCGGAGGCGGCUGGUGCCGCCACUGCCACACGAAGCUCGCUGAGCUCAAGCGACAGGCGUGGAAGCUGGUCAGCGGGCCCGGGACACCCCUCCGGGACCCUUGCCUCUCCGCUCUGCUCCUCGACCCGCUGCCAGCGCCCGGGGCCCUGCCGGGAUGCCGCCCGGAGGCCGAGCGCCGCUGUGACGUCUGCGCCACGCACCUGAACCAGCUCACGCGUGAGGCCCUGCGGCUGCUCCGGGCCCCUGCCAGCCGCCAGGGCCCUGACGCCCCCCACGGAGGUCCCGGCCUGGUGCCCCCCAGCGCGGGCACCGUGACCAGCCCGCGAGAUGUGCCAGCGUGUGCCAGCCCGGCCGGGAGGCAGCCGGGCCGAGCGGGGCCAGACAGGAGGAAGGGACUGGCCUGGCCAUCCGGGCCCAGCGUCCAGGUGUCCGUGGCCCCUGCUGGCCUCGGGGGAGCCCUGAGCACGGUCACCAUCCAGGCCCAGCAGUGCCUGGAGGGCAUGUGGAGUGUCUCCAGGGUCAACAGCUUCCUGCCGCCAUCAUGCCUGGCUGAGGCAGCGGUGGCCGCCGUGGCGGUGGCCGACACGGUCCGGGACGGCGCCCCCUCCUCGAGCUCUGAUGGCGCCUCGAGGACGUGGGGCUGCGGGGGGGCCCGCACGACGGCGCUGGUCACCCCGGCUGGGGGCCCCGCGAGCCCGUCGGCAGCAGCGUCCUUCUUCAUCAGGGCUGCCCAGAAGCUCAGCCUGGCCUCCAAGCGCAAGAAACCUCAUCCGCCACCAGCCCCUGCUGCCCGCAGUGCCUCCCCCUACCCCACGGACUUCAGCGGGGUCCUGCAGCUGUGGCCGCCCCCUACACCCCCCUGCCUGCUCAGGGCCGCCUCCAAGGUGAAGGACAGCCUCAGCAGUGUCGGAAAGGUGAAGGUCAUGCUGCGAGUCUGGCCGGCACAGGGGGCCCAGCACUCGGCCGAGCCCACGUCGUUCUUGAAGGUGGACCUGCGCAAGAAGCAGGUGACCCUGUGCGACCCAGCCGCUGGGCCCCCAGGGAGCUCGGGCCCCCGACGAGCAGCUGCUGCUGCGGCUCCCAAGAUGUUUGGCUUCGACGCGGUCUUCCCCCAGGACGCGGAGCAGGCCGAGGUCUGUUCCGGGACGGUGGCCGACGUGCUCCAGGCGGUGGUCGGGGGCGCUGAUGGCUGCAUUUUCUCCUUUGGCCACUCGAGCCUUGGCAAGUCCUACACCAUGAUUGGGAAGGACAGCUCGCCUCAGAGCCUGGGCGUCGUGCCCUGCGCCAUUUCCUGGCUCUUCAGGCUCAUCGACGAGCGCAGGGAGAGGACGGGCACCCGCUUCUCCGUCCGCGUGUCGGCCACGGAGGUGUGCGGCCCCGACGAGAGCCUGCGGGACCUGCUGGCCGAGGUGGCCUCGGGCAGCCUCCAGGACGCCCAGUCCCCGGGCGUGUACCUGCGUGAGGACCCUGUGUGUGGGGCGCAGCUCCAAAACCAGAGUGAGCUCCGGGCGCCCACGGCCGAGAAGGCAGCCUUCUACCUGGACGCCGCCCUGGCGGCCCGCAGCACCAGCCGGCCCGGCUGCAGCGAGGGUGCCCGGUGCGCCACGCACACCCUCUUCACGCUGCACGUCUACCAGUACCGCAUGGAGAAGUGCGGCCGCGGCGGAAUGUCAGGAGGCCGCAGCCGCCUGCAUCUCAUCGACCUGGGAAGCUGUGAGGGGGCGCCAGGCAGGGGCGGCGAGGACUCUGGGGGACCCCCGUGUCUGUCCCUGUCGGCUCUGGGGAGUGUCAUCUUGGCCCUCAUCAGCGGCGCCAAGCACGUGCCCUACAGGGAGCACAGGCUUACCAUGCUGCUGCGGGAGUCCCUGGCCACCCCCAGCUGCCGAGUCACCAUGAUUGCCCACGUCUCUGACGCGCCCGCACGCCAUGCUGAAACGCUCAGCACCAUGCAGCUGGCUGCCCGCAUUCACCGCCUGCGCAGGAAGAAGGUCAAGUACCCGUCCAGCUCCUCGGGCGGGGACAGCUCCUGUGAGGAAGGCCGUGCCCGCCGCCCCCCGCACCUGCGGCCCUUCCACCGCCGCUCCGCGGCCCCCGAGCCUGGCCGCCUGGCCCCCGGCUCCCCCGGCGACCCCGAGUACUCGUCCAGCAGUGAGCAGUCCUGCGACACCGUCAUCUACGUGGGGCCCGGCGGGAUGGCCCUGUCGGACCGGGAGCUCACAGACCACGAGGGCCCGCCGGACUUCGUGCCCAUCAUCCCCGCGCUGAGCCGCCCCAGGCCCUCCCAGGGCCCGCGGGACGCAGACCACUUCCGUUGUAGCACCUUUGCUGAGCUGCAGGAGCGGCUGGAGGGCAUUGAUGGCAGUGAGGGCCCCUCCGGAGCCCAGCCCGGCCCGCCCUGUGGGGGCAGGAGGCCCUCCCCGCCUGAGGCCACCGCCCUCAGGAAGGCCAUGGGCUCCCCGCUGGCGGCCAGCACACCUCGAGGCAGCCCCGGCCCGGACACCCACCGGGGCGCCCCAGAGCCCCCCAAGGCCGGUGCCGGCCAGGGGGAGGGAGGCGGCAUUAGGUCUGCGCUGCCUGGGCCAGACAAGGUCGCGACGGGCGGAGGCGGGAGGCCACUGCCCAGCCCGGCCCCUCCGCUGCCGCCUCAGCAGCCAGAAGCCGGCCGAGCCCCCGUGGACCCCGGGGGCGGGGGCACCGAUGGUGCGGUCCGGACACCCCCUGUGGGCAUGAGCGGGCAGCCCAGCUGCCCCCGCCCAUCCACACAAGGCCGCCGUCUGGAGCGGGGCCUGCUGACCACCACGGUGACCCUGCAGCAGCCCGUGGAGCUGAACGGCGAGGACGAGCUGGUGUUCACGGUGGUGGAGGAGCUGUCUCUGGGCGGGCUCGCCGGCUCCGGCCGCCCCGCCAGCCUGGCCAGCUUCGGCAGCAACUGCUCUCUGCAGGCUCUGGCCUCCGGGUCGAGGCCCGUGAGCAUCAUUAGCAGUAUCAAUGACGAGUUCGAUGCCUACACCAGCCAGGCCCCUGGCAGGCACUCGGAGGGAGCAAGCUGGGCUGGCAACAGCCACGCCUCGUCCAUCAGCUCCUGGCUCAGCGAGGUCGGCGUCUGCACGGACGAUCGCCACAGCCCUGCGCCGCAGCCUCCUUUCGGGGCCAGCCCUGACUCCCCGGCGGGGCCCGACCCUCUGGGCCCCCCGGUCCUGGGCAGCUCCCCGGAUGAUGGCGGCUGUCGGUUCCCGGAGCGCGGGAGAUCGGACGGUCCUGGCCCAGCCCGGAGUCCUCGUCCUGGGGAAGUGGACACAGCGGCGCCCGCCCGAGCUGGCCGGGAGUGCCCGGCCGCGUCCCCGUGGAGGGCAGCCCCGGCACAGACCAUCCACUCCAGCCUGCCCCGGAAACCGAGGACUUCCUCAGCGGCGGGUCGCGCAGGCUGCCCACGCCCAGCCCCCGGCCCGCCGGGCCUCUUCGAGGACCCCUGGCAGCUCCGGGCGGAUGACUGUGGCCCACUCCAGGUGGCCCCUGGCAGCAGUGCCCCCAGCCCGGCCCCAGCACUGCCUUGUGCCCGGAGGGUCGUGGGCGGCUGUGAGGUGGCCGCCAGGGCAGCUCACGGGCCAGAGGCCGUGGCUCAGAUCCCGCCACUGCGAAGGGGAGCCACCACACUGGGCGUGAGCACACCCGUGGCAUCUUGCAGGGACGCCCUGGCCGACGCGGCGGCCUGCUUAGGCGGCCCGAAGGACGCCCCCAGCCGCAAGAAAAGCGUGGUCCCCAAGGGAGGCCUCUUCCCAAGGCCCAGCGGGGCAGCCCCCCCAGUCCCCCCUGUGCGCAAAUCCAGCCUGGAGCACAAGAGUGGCCCAGCUCUGGCUGCUCCCCCCGCUGGGGGCCUCUCCCGGCCUGCGGCUGCUGCCCUCCCCCGAGGGGAGGAGGAGGCCAGGCCCGGCGGCCAGGCUGACCACUCCGUCCCCAGGGCCACGUCCAGCCUGAAGGCCAGGGCUGGCAAGGCCGAGGCAGGGUACCGUCCCACCACCCACGGCUCUCUGGGGCGGUGUGAGCUUCUGGGGCACAGCAGCGGCAAGGCCAGGGACGCUCCCGGGAGGCCAGCCCGGGCCGUGCCCCGGCUGGGUGUACCGUCCAGCAGCCCCACGCUUGGGCCCACUCCUGCCUGUAGGGGCAGCCCGGCCAAGGGUGUGGGGGCUCCGAAGCCCCCGGCAGGGGGCGGCAAGGGCCGUAGCCUAGCAGCUGGUGGGUCCAGGGCUCUGGGUGCUCCAGUGAAGCCACUAAACCCUGUGGUGGGCAGGACCCCUGGCGGCCCUGUGACGGCUCCCCGGGCGGCCCCACGGGCAGUGCCUGGCGUCGGGGCCAAGGCCGGCCGCGGCACCAUCAUGGGCACCAAGCAGGCGCUCCGGGCUGCCCACAGCCGCGUCAACGAGCUGGCAGCCAGCGGAGGCCCUGGCAGAGGUGGCCCCCCCUGGGGCCCAGCGGACUCGGACAGCGGCAGUGACAGCGGCGUGAACGUGGGGGAGGAGCGGCCGCCCCCUGGCCCGGCGCUGCCCUCCCCCUACAGCAAGGUGACUGCCCCUCGGAGACCCCAGCGCUGCAGCAGCGGCCACGGCAGCGACAACAGCAGCGUGCUGAGCGGCGAGCUCCCUCCUGCCAUGGGCCGCACCGCCCUGUUCUACCACAGCGGGGGCAGCAGUGGCUACGAGAGCGUGCUCCGCGACAGCGAGGCCACCGGCAGCGCCUCCUCCGCCCCGGACUCCAUGAGCGACAGCGGGGCCGCCUCCCCGGGCGCCCGCUCUCGGAGCCUCAGGUCUCCCAAGAAGAGGGCCACAGGUCUGCAGCGGAGACGGCUGAUCCCGGCCCCAAUGCCUGAUGCGGCUGCCCUGGGCCGCAAGCCCAGCCUCUCUGGGCAGUGGGUGGACCUGCCCCCGCCCCUGGCUGGCUCCCUGAAGGAGCCCUUCGAGAUUAAAGUGUAUGAGAUUGAUGACGUAGAGCGUCUGCAGCGGCACCGCCCGCCCCCAAGGGAGGAUUCAUCUGAGCCUUCCCAGGAUGUGGAGAAGGGUCUGGCGUGCAACAGUGCCAAGCUGCGGCUGGCUGAGCGCAGGCAGCAGCGGCUACGAGAGGUGCAGGCCAAGCGUGAGCACCUGUGCGGGGAGCUGGCGGAGACCCAGGGCCGGCUGAUGGUGGAGCCUGGCCGCUGGCUGGAGCAGUUUGAGGUGGACCCGGAGCUGGAGCCCGAGUCGGCGGAGUACCUGGCGGCCCUGGAGCACGCUACGGCCGCCUUGGAACAGUGCGUGAACCUGUGUAAGGCCCACGUCAUGAUGGUCACCUGCUUCGACAUCAGCGUCUCCGCCCCCACCGCCCCGCCCGUGCCGCAGGAGGUUGACGUCUGAGGCUGGGCACUGGGGCGCGGGAAGGGGGCUGGGGGGGGAAGUGAGGAUGUGGUGGGGGUCGGAGGGAGGACGAUGCAGAGGGUCGGCUGCAGGACCGGGGGUCUCAGAGGCGAUGGAGCACGAGGGAGGGGCUGGCCGGGUGCCGUGAGUGGACAGGGAAUGAGUGUGUGCGGUCGGAGGCUGUCGCCACCCAGACAGUGACGCAAGUGCCUUUAACCUUGAACUGGACUUCUCUCCUUUUUGCGUUUGGUGCUAAGGACUCAAGACACCAGCAGACAGUGUGCCCAGACGGUGGCCUGGGCGCCUGAGGUGGCCAUCCGGGUGCAGGGCGGGAGGCUCUCUCCAGCCAAGCAGAUUCAUGUAGCAGGCCAGCUCUGGGCCCAGCCGGCCCCAAGGCCGGGAUUCCUUCUUCACAGCUGUCUCCCGGCGGCAGAGCCGGCCCCAGAGGUCGCCAGGCCCUGGGUCUCCAUGCAGUUCUCUCUGCAAAGCAAGCCGGGGGGUCCCGGGGCAGGGACGGCCUGCCUUCCCUUCCCCGAGGACCUGCUCUGUCCUGAGGGCUCACAGGGAGGGGGGCACCCAGGGGCUGAGCUGAAGGCUCACGGCGCCUUCUUCUACGGCAGGAAUUCUUACCAAAACCACAAGCAAAAAAACAAAACAAAACAAAAAACACACAAAAAAUGGGAGGGGAUAAGGGUUUUGUAAAGGUCCUGUGAGGUUCAUAUUUUUGUAUCAUUUUGUCUAUAAAUGCAGUAUUUGCAGCAGGAAUUUGGAGACAAAUGAUCUAUGUUUUUAGGGUUUUCUAUGGAAGGCAUCCCUCUGGCCAGGCUCUUUCUGGGGGGCACCCUGAGCAGGGCAGGCUCCAUGGGAGGCACUUCUUGCCAAACGUGGACCAGGGGUGAGCCUGCCGACGUACGUGUUCCCCGCACAGUAGGCUCUGUUUUCUGACCGUUGUGCAUUUUCUAAGGGCGUCCAAACCUUUGUACAAAUAUGUAGAUAACAUCUUCCUACAGCUUUUAUUUGUGAAUAAAAGUCGCAUUGGUUGUUAAAA
Suricata suricatta (meerkat) is the source of this 6626-nucleotide messenger RNA. RefSeq names its product kinesin family member 26A (gene KIF26A). Gene Ontology annotation, biological process: microtubule-based movement. The coding region runs from base 2 to 5578 and encodes 1858 amino acids. The transcript has 16 exons. NCBI's taxonomy places the organism in Eukaryota, Metazoa, Chordata, Mammalia, Carnivora, Herpestidae. Gene Ontology annotation, molecular function: ATP binding; microtubule binding; microtubule motor activity. The record is from RefSeq and is a predicted model, not a curated record.